Molecule: messenger RNA, 4275 nt
Organism: Zootoca vivipara (common lizard)
Lineage: Eukaryota; Metazoa; Chordata; Lepidosauria; Squamata; Lacertidae
Gene: RPUSD4
Product: RNA pseudouridine synthase D4
Biological process (GO): pseudouridine synthesis
Molecular function (GO): pseudouridine synthase activity; RNA binding
Source: RefSeq, a predicted model, not a curated record
GCCCUAAGCAAGAUGGCGGCUCAGAGCGGCACCCCACGCUGCGCUCUGCGACUCGUUUUGAGAGCAGGCCGGCGGGCCUUUUCUCACAGCCAGGGCGCGGCCGCCCCUCUGACCGCCCAGCAGCUGGCGGAGAAAAUAAGAGCCGAGAAGCAGGAGCAGGAAAAAAAGCCGGCCGAGGUUCCUAAAGACAAAGUAUCACGGCGGGUGCAAGAACUUGCUCAGCUAACGAAGCAGUUGCAGCAGGUUCAUCCUAAUGUGUUGGCCAAGGCACUAAAAAAUGGAAUCCUCUACCAGAACAAAGAGAUUGUGGUGAUUAACAAACCUUAUGGCCUCCCUGUUCAUGGUGGCCCCAAGGUAAAAAUGUGCAUCACUGAUGUGCUGCCAGUCCUGGCAAAGAUGUUGGAUGGCAUGAAAGCUGAACCUCUUCAUCUCUGUCACCGGCUGGAUAAAGAAACAACUGGAGUGAUGGUGCUUGCCCGGGAUGAGGACACUGCACACCAGAUCCAGCAGCUCUUCAAAACCCGACAGGUGGAGAAAAAAUAUUGGGCGAUCUGCAUUGGAGAACCAAAUCCAGCAGAGGGACUGGUGGAUAUUCCCAUCAUGGAGAAGGAAGCCGAGGGCAACCAAUUGCACUAUAAAAUGACACUUGCUCCAAACUAUCGCUUUUCCUCUGAGGAUGGGAAUAUGUUCAAAGUCCGCAAGCACAGAGAUGCCAGUGUGGCAGUGACGCAGUACCGAGUGCUGAGUAGCGCCUCUUCUUGUUCCCUCCUUGAACUGCACCCAGUCACAGGAGUGAAGCACCAAAUCAGAGUCCACUUGGCCUAUGGCUUAGGCUGUCCAAUCCUUGGGGACCACAAAUACUCCCAUUGGAACAAGCUUGCACCACAGAAGCUUCCAAAGGCUGCUUUGAAGAGGCUAGGCUUGGAACAAGUCAAAGCUCGCCACCUCCCACUUCACCUCCAUGCCUGCCAACUCACUCUGCCUGCAAAAAACGGCAGCGAAGACGAUAAAAUCCACUUGGUUUGCAAGCCACCCCUGUUCUUCAACCGCUCCUUACAGCGACUGAAGCUGGAGUUCCCAGAAAUCCGAAAUAGUGAACCAAAGCAAUGACAGCCUCUGUAGCUUUAUUGGAGAAACUUGAUUUCCUUGACCUCCUUCCUGGAAUUCGACUAAGUGCAGAGCUUUUUGGACUCUAAAGGAACUGCAAGAUUUGCUUCUCCUAGAAGCCUACAUUGGUCCAGAGAAUCUUUGCGGCAAGUGCUGAGGCUCUGUAUUCAGCUGCCAUGGGAAGUGAAGACAGGGGUCCCAAUAGGUUUCAGACAGGAGUGUUUGAAGAUGCAGUAGUCCUCUAAGAGACAUAGCGAUGGAGACAGCAGUUGAGGCAUCUGAAACCCAGCCCAGUACAAACAACUUUCUUGCUUGAAGAAAUUGACUGAAUGGGCAUGAUGUAAUUGUAACAGGGAUUUUUUGAAGAAAGACUCAGUCUGGAGUUUGUUCUGUGAUGGAAGUCAGCUACACGUUGAGAAGCCCUUGGGUUCAAAUCAUGCUUUUGCUGGCUUUAGACAGCUAGACUUUCUCUUAGGCCCGGUUCACAUGUAACACUAAGCCAGACCAUGGCUUAAUACAAAUGAUUGGGUCCUGGAACAGAAGUGCUGCUUCUGCUCCUGCUGUUGUGUGCUAUUGGAACGGAGCUAUAUUUCGGUUUAGUGUUGUGUCCAGACUUGAGGGUCCAAACCUACAGCCUGUGGUUUGUGGGUAACCUGUGGGCCUCUAGAUGUUUGCUGGACGACAGCUUGCAUCAUCUAUGACUAUACUAUAUGGAACCAAUAAGAGCUGGGGGGCCACAAAUUUCCAACCUCUGCCCUAGUGUAACAUGGAGACUGGACUAUGUCUAGCCUCUUUGAUUCUUGCAUUUCCUCCUAAACUGCUUAAUUCUAUAAAAAAAAUCCCCAAAGCCCUAACUGUUCCAAAUGUUUUUUUCUGAGUUCACAUUUGCAUGCUGGUGAUUUGUUAACCACAAAAUACAGGGUACUUGUGGCUACAAUACAGUUGCAAACAUAAUAAGAAAUUGUGGCAUUUAAGGCUGUAAAUAUGAAGACAAAAGAUGCCUUUCUAGUGGCAGCUACAAGAUUCAAGCAUUUAGCAUCCCAGCCAAAGGACCUAAGUGUUUUCAACAAAAUGUUGAACAAUAGCAACAUGUUCUAAUCAUGGAUGGACAGAAAAUGCAACUCUGUAACUACAAGGCACCUUGAAGGGUUCUUGGAGAGAAGUCUCAAUAAGAUUUGGUCUUCUGAAAAAUGUAUUUUCGACCUUUUCAGACCCAGGACUCACUUUUAACUCAAACUUUAAUUUGGGGAUUCAUUUCUUAAUCUUUGAACAUCACUUUACAGAAUGGUAGUGUUCCUGUUGCGACCCACCAGUUGAUGAACAGUGUUCUAAGAGAUGUGCUUUUGUUUUUUUUAUUAUAUACAUAUAUAUAUACAUAUAUACAAAUACACACACACACACACACACACACACAUAUAAACUUUAUUUGAAUUCUUUCACAAAAUUUACAAAACAUUUUAAACAAGUACAAAUACAAAAUAUAGACUACACAUUACUACUUGAGAAAAAAAUAAAAUUAAGAUUGCCAAUUAAAAUUUGCUUCCAAUUAUUCAUAUAUUGCUUUUAUUUUAAUUUAAUUUCUCAUUCCUUGCUAUUUUUAACCUUAUCAUCUAUUAGAACCUUCAAUAAAAAAAUACAUCUGAAAUUAUUUUUCAAAUAAUCUAUCUCUGUAUGCGUCUCUAAGCAUAUCACCAACUCCGUUUUCAUUCCUUCCUUAUUCAGAUAAUCUUCAACAUAUUUCCACUCCUUCAAAUUCUGUUUACUAACUGCGGCUGUCGAUUUUUGCUAAAUUCAUAUAUUCUAAUAUGAUAAUUUAAUCAACCAUUCUUGUACCCUUGGGACUCCCCCCCCCUUCCAAUUCUGGGCUAUAAGUGUCCAGGCCACUGCACAAACAUAUAACAAAACAUUUCUUCUAUAUUCUGGUAUAUUUCCAGGUAUUAUACUUAAUUAAAAUAUAUCUGGUCUUUUUUCGAACGUGAUUUUUAGCAUCUUUUUUAAUUUUUCGUAUACCUCAUUCCAGAACUUUUGAAUUUAUACACCUCCACCAACAAUGAAAAGAAUCACCUAUUUUAUCUUGGCACUUCCAACAUUUAUUGGAUUUUGUUUUAUAAUUUUUUGACAAUAUUUCUGGAGUCAGGUGCCAUCUAUAAAACAAUUUCAACAUGUUUUCUUUAAUUGCUGUACAGGCCGUAAAUUUCAUCUCCACUUUCCACAAUUUAUCCCAUUGUGCUCUAUAAAUUGUUCUUCCGAUGUCUUGUGCCCGAGAUGUGCUUUUAAUAGUAGUAUUUGAAUAUCAGCGCUUGUGGCUUCUUCCUACGAAGGUAUUAGGCAUGUAAUUCAGUGUCCUAAUUAAAUCAAGGACGUGCUUCAUCCCAUACCCUACAGUGUACAUGUCCAGGACAGAGAUUACCAGGGGUGAGAGAAUAAGUUAGGGAAAAGGUAUUCCACACUUGAGAGUUUUGCAGGAGGGGAAGAUUUGGUAGGACACUGAAACAUGCUUCAAAUAUGAGAUUUAAAACCAAUGUCUUAACCAGAACAAAAAUAAUGGUUCCCAGUUUGGCAGCAUAGUGUGUGGGAAAUGUCCUGGGAGGUAGCAGAUAUUUCAGAAGGGAUGGAUGCCUCGGUACUCAUUGCAAGAAACCAGCUAUGCAAAUGGCUUAGCCCAGUGGUGUCUAAACUUUUUUCAAAGAGGGCCAGAUUUGAUGAAGUGAAGGGCCGUGGGGGCCGGCCAAAGGUCCAACCAAAGUUGUUGACCUUGCUUCUUUUAGGAUUGAAGUUGUUGAGGGUUUUUUUGGAUUGUACCCCAGGAAAUAAACUGCCACAGGGGGUGGAUUAAAUUGACUGGUGGGCCGGAUUAGGCCCCCGAAAUGGACUUUGGACAUGCCUGGCUUAGCCUUAUGAAUCUGCCUGUGUAGCUUGGAUGGGCUGGCAGUGGCUGAGCUCUCCAGAUGUUUUGACUGGAUAUUGCAAGUGCUGAAAUAUUGCAUUAGAGCCACCUGGCCCAUCAUUGACUUCUGCUGGUAAAGAGAGACGUUUGGGUAGGUUGGGACAUUGCUUUAGCUUUGGUAGUUGCUGGUAGAGCAGUUAAGAGACUAAGCUAGAAAUCUGGAAGUUCCCAGUUGUUCCUUCUGCCAUGGCCACAGACAAGCCACCUUUUCUCAGCUUCAG